AUGGCGACGACGGCCCGCUACUGGUUCUGGCUGGCGGCUGCUGUGCUGUUCCGGGUGGCGCUGAUCGGCUUCUCUGGGAGCCUCAAGCUGGACACCCGCCCUGAGGUGGCGACGCCUCUUACCAGCAUCCGCCGGCGUAGGGCCUUCUGCCAUUGUUACCCCUCGCUAGUGAUCUUUCGUGUAUUUUUUGUGUUGCCAUUAAUUCGAGGAUCUUGUGAUUGUGGUGUACAGUGGCGGAAGGUUACUGGUUGAAGAAGUUGGGGAUGUCCCCGUAUUCAGGUUCGAUCUCGUCUUUGUCCAUCUGCUUCGGCUCUCUCCUGUUAAUUGGGAUAGGAUUGCUUGCGCCAUCGUUCGUCAUUUUUUCUCCUUUAUAAUAUCUUAUAAAUUAGUCAAAAAGCGUUCGCGUAUCAGGCUUAAGGUCCCAUUCCCUUUGUGGCACGUGAACUGAUCCGUAUGGUGACUUCUCUCCCCGUUAGAAAAAAUAGUCAAUUCCAUAGGUUUGUUAUUCUUUAAGGUCGUUGCAUGGAUUUCAGAAGCUCCCUGAUGGAGUAACUUUGUGUCGUCAUUCAUAGUUUGUGUCCCCAACUUCUACCCAUUGUCGCUCUAACGAGGCACUCGGACAUUUUGGAUCCAUCAUUUCAGAUGGGUGCUUGACAACCGUGUUUUUAUGUCUUUGCGUUCCGUUUUGAUUGGUGGGACGUCUUUCACGUCAGUUAUUCGGAUCUUCUUCUUAUUACACUUCUUCUAGUAAGUUCAACAUCGUAUGUGGAUAGAAUUUUGGCCAGAGAUUACUUUUUGCAAUGAUAAGUCAAACAGACAAAAGAAAUGGAGUUGAAGAUAUACUGUGUAUGACAUAAUGAGCGGAUGAAGAUAUUACUCUAGUCUAUGGUUUUUAAAAAUGGGCAGCACAGAUCGGAUCUGGAAAAAUUGGAUCAUAAUUUACCAGAACAAGUCCAGUGCUUAGCAAUUUGGACUUGGAACUGCUGUUACCGUUGACCCCCGUCUCCACCCGGGAUAGAAAUGAGCUUUACCAUUAUUGAACUGGUUUUUGCGCAAAAUAAGCUUGUUUGCUUGCUCUAUUUUGAAGCCUCCUUAUCUGGACAGAACGUUCCUUUUGCAAUGCAAGGCCGUUCUUUCAGACAAGGAUCAGUUCGUUUCAUUAUGUUCUACGAUUUUGUUUAUUUGGAAAAGACAGUCGAUCCGGAAAAAAGACUGAGGAACCUUCUGAACAAGGCAACAACCGACAGUGGGUUCAUACAUGGGACCGAAAGAAGCGAAAGAUGCAAAACUACUCUUUUCUAUGGAGUUGUUCCGUUAAUGAACUUUUCAUUAAUUUGCAGUUUAAGGAAAAAACCUCAAAAAAAGAAACAAUAUUUGCUACAUUGAGAGUUUGAGAUCCCAAAUGCACGACCACUCGCAAUGAUGCGUUAUAGUUUUCAAUGUUUGAAGGGUUGAAGCUUCCUCUGCUUGUGAACAAUCUCCCUGGCCUACUGUGCUUGUUAUCUCUUCUUCCCACUCACACUUAUUUUUCAUUUCACGAUUGUCACCAUUUGCAAUAUUCAUACAUGGCUGUUUUCUGUCCCUUGAAUUAUCUUAUUAUUAGGGGAUGGAUGUAGCAUGCUAUCUGCUGCUAUAGGACCGAAUUUUUGAAUUUUCUGUUCAUUCCAUUUGCUGGCUCUUCAGCUCUGGUGGAUGAGGAGCUAUCAGUUGAUACUUACCUCAAAGAAAGUGCUCAAAGUCUCAGCUUUCCAUUUAUCAGUUGCACAUCUAUUGAUAUCUUCAUGCUGUAAUACGUUUUUUUCUUUAGCUCAUUCCAACCUACUUUCUCAGUUAUAGACCUGCUUUUAUUUUAUAUGAUGAUAGCAUCUCCUCUGCUACUUAUUUUCAGGCUCUAUGUAUCAUGGCUCACCUCUUUUAUUGGCAAUUCUGGGGCCUCUGACUGCUAAAAGGUAAUGCUCUCAAGUGAUCGAUGUAUGUCUUUAUAUAUGUUUGCAUGCACUUUCCAUGGUUAUGAUGUCAUAUCUACUUUGUACCGGGAAAUAUUGACUGGACUAUUUUAUUUGGUACAGGACUGAAGGUCGAUCAGAUUAUCUAUUUUGUGGGUAAUAACAGAUUUGCCUUCAUUUAUUCUAUCCUAGACCCAUUGUUGAUUUGCGUUAUGUAAAUCAGAAAUUUCUGACAUAAGAAUACCUUGCACCGAGAGGCCUCCUGGUUCCAAUUUUUGUCUUUCUUUCAUUUUAUUAAUUUCUCUAGAAACCUUCUGUCCAUUCAUGUUUCUGAACUUAUUUUAUGGAUGUCUCAUUGAUAUAAUUAUGUUCUGGUACACAGAAUGAUAUUUGUAAUGGCAGAUUUUGUCACUGCUAUGCUUCUCCGUUCAACUGGUAGGAAACUUCAAUCGGGUUACAAGCAAUUUUUAAGAUCCGCAAAACAUCCAAAUCUGUUAGAGGCUUCAAGUAAGUCGUAAACGGGGAUGAAUUCUCAUUUGUAUAUCAUGUUAUUGUCAAAUUGGCAAACAUGUACUGAUGAAAAUGUAUUGUGAUGCUGCAUUAGCUUCCUUUGCAGAAAUGCUUUCUUAGAUUUGUCUCUCUCUCUCUGUUAGUUUGAUAUCUUUUUUCUCCGUGUUGGAGACAGAUGACCAUUUAUACCGUUUAGAAGAUUAGAAUUUGGAAUUUCUAUGAUACAAUACAUUGUACUUAUUUUAUUUUCUAAUUCCUAUGUGUUGAAUCAUAUGUCAUUUAGAGGAAUCUUGAUGAACUAAAUGAUUUUAUGCUACAAUAUAAUAUUCAACCGAUGUUAUUCAUUGCAGUGUGAUAUCAUUUGUGCUGCUUACAGGGAAUGUGGAUGCUGGUGAAGUAGCUUCGCUCAUUUUUCUUUGGAAUCCUAUGGGAAUACUUGCUUCUGUAGGGAUGUCAACGUCAGCAAUUGACAAUUUGAUGGUCAUCAUUUCCCUGUACGGAGCAUGCUCACGUAAGAUAUAAAUAACUUUUCUUGAUCCAAUUCAGUUUACAUUGAUGUAUAUCCGUCAAUCAUAUUUUCCUUUCUGAAGUGGUAAUGUGUCUACGAUGAAUUCCUUUUACUAUGUUAAUGAAAUAUUGCUAAGCAUCAAUAUUUUUCUGAAAUGGUAAUCAUAUUUUUCUUGUUAAGCAUCAAUAGAAAUAUUUCUUUGCCUUGAUCUAAAGCUCCAUUAGAAGCUUAAAUGUAAGAAAGUACCCUUCAUCGUUUCGCAGCAAAGUUUCUGACAGAGCAAUGGGUUUGCGGAUUCACUCUGAUGGUUGAGUUCCUAGUGAAAGGUGGCAGGAACAAGCAGAUCUUUAGCUGGCUACUACACUGCAUCCGGCCUCAGGAGUAAAAGAGUUUAAUUAUUACAGAACUACAGCAAAUACGGGAUGAGGCAACGGUUCCAUAGAUUGUUAUUCAUAGCUUAUAGGAAGCUAGCCUUCGUAAAUCCCGUGGCAGACAAUUGACUGGAUGGAUCGAAGGCAAAAUCCAGUCAUCUUAUCGGUCGAUAUCCGCCUUACUGUUGUGACAAUGAAUCCCUAAGGAGUUUAAUCAAAAUGUCACAUCUUUGUCUGCAUCAGCAUCCUCCAAACUGACAUUAGUCAAACUAUUCGGUUUUGGGAGGAAUGCUGGUUCACAGAUGAAACGAAAAGAUAUUAAAAUUGAGCAGAUUGUAUGAUUUAUCGUCUGAUGGGGAAUGACCUGUGUAUCAUAUCAGACAACAAGCUGAAGGUGCGUUUCAUCGUAGAAGAAAUAGUACUAUCUUGAGAACUGAAAAUCCAGUAAUGAUGCAGUAAUUGUUCUUCCAAAAUCACUCUCCAUUUAACUUAAGACAACGGAAUCCUAAAAUGGGAAAUACAGGGUAUAUUUACGCUGAAACAUUUUAGUAAAUGCAUUUUGGUGAGAUUUCAAGUGGAAAUUGUGUGGUUUAACCUGUAAAAUCAUUGGAAUCCUUUUCUAAAGUGUCUGUGAAUAAAGGCCAUUUAAUGAUUGAGCUGGGUUCCAAAAACUUGUGGAGCAUCUAUCCAUAAAAUGCAAUGUUGUUUGCAUAAGCUGGAAAAUAAUUUUCAAAUUUUUCCUAUUAUAUGGCAGGUACUGUGGAAACUUGUCUCAUGUUAUGCACUGGGGAAGCUGUCACUCGAAAUUUGAGAGAUCAGUGGACCAUCCCAUUACCAUUAAUGCGAUUAAUUAUUUGAGAGGAAAGGAAUCAAAGUUGGUUCAUGAGAGGAAACCAUUUUGGUUUUUCCCCGAUCUAAUAACUUUCCUUGAUGACUGGCCAUUGGUAAUGGAGAAAAGGAAGUGCAAUGUAUCAUCUGUAAUCAACAAUACAUCAAGGGAUCAAAAGCCUACAUAAUCUCAAUGGCUAGAGAGAUCUCAAGGAUUUGAUAUAUUAUUUUUUUCUCACAUAUGGUUUUGAGCAUAUUGUACCUAUGCAUUGUUGUUAUUUUAUGCCAUUCGUCAGGAUUUGGGAGUAUAUGCAUGUCCUGUACAUUAAUUAACUGUUUGUGGUGGUGAAUUGCAAGCCAUCCCGCCUUGAAAAUUGUUUGUGCAUUUACUCUGAAUUUCGUUGUUAAACAUUUUUCAGGUUUGGUUCCGUUGUCUGCCUUUGGAUGGGCCAUUGCAACUCACUUAUCUCUUUACCCAGUAAUUCUAAUUAUACCAGUACGUCCUUUGCUCUUAUCUUAUUUAAUUGGAACGAAAGCAUUGGUUCCUAAGGUCUGCUGCAGUACGCUAUUGCUUUUCUAAAAGAAAUUCUCUUUCAGGUAAUUCUUUUAUUAGGAUAUGGCCCUGAUGCACCGCCAAAGAAAUUGCAUCUUCUGAAGAACCUCCAAGUUUCCCGGUUUUCAUGGCGCCCGGUUAUGACAUUCAUACUAUGGGCAUUCAUCUGGUCAGCUUACGUACUAGCUUUAAGUAGCAUUUCACUAGGAAAAUUUGGUGGUCUUACAGAAAUGUUUAAGAAGUAAGAUCCUUGCUUCAGUUUCAGCUUUUCUGUUGUUGCCAUUAUGUAUUUUUCUUGUGCAUAUUUACUGAGGGCACCGUAAUAAUUGUAUUGUUAAAUUGUUGUUAAGAGAUGCAAUGUACCUUUUUGUUUUAUCUUUUAGCAAUUAACAACUGCCACGCCUCUGUGCCCUAGUGUUAGCCACUAUAAAAACUAUUUUAUGUUUGUAUGUGCACUAUUUUUUUACUUGCUUGAAUACCAAAAUGUGGCCGAGGUACAAUAUUUCCAAUUUCAGCUGCUAGUUUUUUGAGUACCGAUGUAAUGUCUUGGUCAUUGUCAACUGCACUUUCGCAAAUAUUAACUCUGUCAAGUCAUGUGGGGUAGUAUCAUUGUUUUAUAAAAUUGCAUCUUCUUAUGGAGGUACUUUUUUUAAUUCGUUCAUGAAAAUUCAGAAAAGUGGAUUCGAUCAAAUCCCACUUGAAUUGUGUACAGCACAAGUCUCAGUUUAUCUUAUAGUAUGCUGUUUUCAACUGUAGAGAAUAGGCAGUCACUCAUUCUAUGCUUCAAGUCAAUAUUCAAUACAUCAAAUCAUCUUGAAUCUCGUAGAAGGAUUGAUGUUUUCUUUCAAAGUUUGCGGGUUUCAUGUUGGACUGGGUGAAAAUCGUUUGCUAGUUAUAGAGUGGAAAUUUCUUAGACAUGAAAUGAGAGCAAAAUUUCACUGGGAUGGGUUCAUGUAGAUAGUGUCACUGCUUUCUGCAAAUCUCCUUGGGGCACCAGAAGAGAAACUGUAAUGAAUUUAUGAUGUAUGAGAUGUAUGAGCUUAUAUUUGUACACCUCUUUGGGGAGGAGCAAUCAGUGAUAGUAAGCUAGAAAGAAUGUUUUUCGAGUUAGUAGAAGACUUGUUCUUUUUCUGUUCCUAUGCAUGAUUGACUACUUCGUUGGGCAUUUUCAUAGAAUAUUUCAUUCAUACUGAAAUUAUUGUUACUUUUGGUGUAACAUUGAUUAUUUUAACUGAAACCAACUUACUGUGAUUCUUGUUUUUUCUUUCCUCUGUAUUCUGUGCGCUUUUAUAAUGAUUCAUUAUUUGAUGUCGCUUCGUUAAUUUGCUUUCCAUUUGUCUGGCUUUUUGCAGAACAUACGGAUUUAUUCUAACCGUGGAGGAUUUAUCCCCCAAUAUAGGUGUACUAUGGUGAGCUCAUGGAGGACACUUUCCUCUUAAUUGACGACUAUUACUUCUUCUGUGCCAUCCGCUCAUGCAAAAAGAAUCAAACAUGAUUAACUUUUUGUUUGUUUACUAAUGAACAGAUGGAAUCAACUUUUGGUUUCCUGUUAUUAUUCUUAAAACCAAUAUUUGAAUUAAUUCACAAGGUCCAUCUUUUAUGUUUGCUCACGUAUCUCAUGAUGUAUUGCAGGUACUUCUUUGCAGAGGUCUUUGAAAUUUUCAGGGGUUUCUUUCUGAUAGUUUUUAAUAUAAAUAUUCUCUUCAUGCUAUUGCCACUGGCCAUACGUCUGAGUCAUCGUCCAUGCUUUCUUGCAUUCGUAUAUGUCGCCAUCUCUUCAAUGCUCAAGUCAUAUCCUUCGGUAAGAUUUUACAUUUCAUUUGAUAUCAAUCUAUUGUUGAUCAGAUUAGAUUUUUAAUGUACUGCGAAUGAGCUUUAAUAUUUGGAAACAAGGUUUUCCAUGAACUUUCAUUUCUAUUCCAUUCUUAAUAUUUUUAAUACUUUUAGCCUAUUUUUGUGUUAUUUUAAAAGUCGUAUCCUCUUAUAUGGCCUUGAUCUGAAUUUCGUGUCCUCUUUUCUGUGGUUUACAUUUGCCAUCUUCAUUAUUUUAUGUCGAGUCAAACUAUGAUUUAUCUAAUGACUACUUAUAUAUAUCCUACCAAUGCAUAUAUAUCCCCUGAAAUUUUGCCGCUUGUAAUUUGUGGCUCAGUUAGUUCACACAAUUCUCGUAUGAAAAAUUUAUCAUACCCUUUAUCUGGAACUGGGGAUGUAGAUGGCAACUUAGAAUCCUAUACUCCAUUAUUUUCGGAGCUCACACCAUGUGGAUAAUGCUUCAAAUAUUUGAAUGUUUUGAAUGAGAAUAAUAUGUUUGCUCAAAGAUUUAACUGAAUUUAUGUUCAUUAAUUUUUUUAUAUGUUGAUAAAGCAGUUUAUUGUGCAGAUUCUUCCAGAAAGCAUAUUAUGUAUGCUUAUCGAUAUCUUAUUUGGUUAAAAAUGGAAAUAAAAUUAUAUGUUUCAUAAAAUACAGACGAAAAGCUUUUAUAAACGGCAAUGAAAUUUUACGUUUAGAGUUCUGGGCACAGGACAGCAGGCAACUAGUGGUUGAUGGAUGAUCGACAGCAGCUAGUGAGUGGGCUUUCCUUUUAAGUGGCUUAUUUUGACUCGUAAUGUUGCCACGAAGGAUCCUUUUGCAACGCAACUGAUGUUCGUUCUAUGAUAGAAUUAUUCCUAGAAGUGCAAAUCAUGCGGUUUCUUCAAGGAUUCUUUCUACUCGAUUUGGAUUUACCUGUAAAUAUUAUAAUUAAGCUCAAUUAACAUCACUGUUACAUCUUUUGAUUCAAAGGUUGGGGAUUCUGCUCUAUACUUGGGUCUUCUGGCCUUGUUCAUUAACGAGCUUCAAGGUAAAUGAUUUGAUUUUAUUUUUUUGAAAAAAAUCAAUCCAUCACAAGCCCAGUUCUUUCUAGUGUCGCCUGUUCUUGGUUGACCACACUCCAUUCUGAUGAUGAAAAUGUUCUUGGCUCAUCCACAGAGCUCCGUUUUUCCUUCUUGAUUUUCUGUGGGUACAUUGGAGUCUCCUUUCUCAGCCCUGUCAUGCACAAUCUAUGGAUAUGGAGGGUAACUUCCUAUAUCUCCCCCCUGUUUGACUCUUCCCCCAUCACUAGCUCCUUCUAAACUAAUCUGAUGGAAUGUCUUCACAGGGCACUGGCAAUGCCAACUUCUACUUUGCGACCGGCAUUGCAUAUGCAUGCCUGCAGGUUGAAAAAAAAAAGAAAAUCUUGAUUUUUUUUUUGCUAUAAAUGGUAUAUGAAUCUAUAUGCCGUAUCUUCUGGUUUUACCUUCUGAAUGGUUUCUGAUCCUCUCCCUGCAGACGCUCCUGGUUGUUGAGAGCGUGAAUGGAAUCCUGAAUCACGACAGAACGCUGAGAAAACGAUUGGUUGCAGGAUGA
Spirodela intermedia is the source of this 8100-nucleotide messenger RNA. Lineage: Eukaryota; Viridiplantae; Streptophyta; Magnoliopsida; Alismatales; Araceae. The record is from the annotation of a GenBank genome assembly.